CGCAGCAAAGAGAUGGUAGAGGUGCAUAUUGAAAAGGGUAUGAGACAUGGUCAGCGUAUACCAUUCCGAGGGAUGGCCGAUGAGGACAGCCCCGAUGUUGAGCCCGGCGACUUGGUCAUUGUUUUGAAGCAGAAAGAAGAUACAGGUGGCUUCACUAGAAAAGGAAAUGAUUUAUUUAUUCGUCGUAGCGUAACUUUACUGGAAGCACUAACGGGAUAUACGACUGUUGUAAAUCACUUGGAUGAUCGAAAAUUGAUAAUUCG
Perkinsus marinus ATCC 50983 is the source of this 263-nucleotide messenger RNA. RefSeq lists its product as hypothetical. Gene Ontology annotation, cellular component: cytoplasm; cytosol. NCBI's taxonomy places the organism in Eukaryota, Perkinsozoa, Perkinsida, Perkinsidae. The record is from RefSeq and is a predicted model, not a curated record. The transcript has a single exon. Gene Ontology annotation, biological process: protein refolding. The annotation marks the transcript as partial. Gene Ontology annotation, molecular function: Hsp70 protein binding.